GCCCCCCGGAAGCGCAGGAAGAAGCGCGCCUGCGCAAUGGGCACGCAGGCCGCCCUUCCCAGGCGGGCGGCUCUCAGCUUUGUGUUCCAGCCCUGGAAGGAAGCGGGAGGGUUUUUUUUUUUGUUUGUUUGUUUCUUUCUUUCUUUCGCCUUUGUUCCCGGCUCAUAGUUUUUCCACCAGUGGGCCUUCAAAACCUACUGCUGCUACUACGGAGCUAAGCAGUCACUAUCUCAGCUCUAUGAUGUCCGUUCUUCCACUAGAACCUUCCCUGAGCUACUGAGGUCUGCCAACAGGGCUGCUCAUGAAAGUGUUCUUGUUAAGACAAUUAAAAACCAGUGGAAUGGAAAGAAAAUGCUUCAGGCGCUCUGGGUUAGGCCUACCAACUCUGUACACAUUACUGCUAGGCAUUGUAUUCAUUACUCUAAGUUCAAGUCGCAUCUUACUGGUAAAAUAUUCUGCCAAUGAAGAGAACAAGUAUGACUAUCUCCCUACUACGGUGAAUGUGUGCUCAGAGCUGAUGAAGCUGAUUCUCUGUAUACUUGUGUCACUCUGUGUUAUAAAGAAAGAAGAUCAUCAAAGUAGACAUUUGAGAUGUACUUCCUGGAAGGAAUUCUCAAGUUUCAUGAAGUGGUCCAUUCCUGCCUUUCUGUACUUCCUGGACAACUUGAUUGUCUUCUAUGUUCUAUCCUAUCUUCAGCCUGCCAUGGCUGUUAUCUUCUCGAAUUUUAGCAUUAUAACAACAGCUCUUCUAUUCAGGAUAGUGCUGAAGCGGCAUCUGAACUGGAUCCAGUGGGCCUCCCUCCUGAUUCUCUUCUUGUCUAUCGUCGCCCUAACCGCCAGUACCAAAACGUCACAGCAUGACUUGGCUGGACAUGGAUUUCAUCACGAUGCCUUCUUCACCCCAUCUAAUUCCUGCCUUCAUUUCAGGAGAGACUGUUCCCUAAGAGACAAUUGUACAUCGAAGGAGUGGACUUUCAGCGAAGUCCAGUGGAACACCACAGCCAGAGUUUUUAGUCACAUCCGUUUGGGCUUGGGCCACGUUCUAAUCAUAGUUCAGUGUUUUAUUUCUUCAAUGGCCAAUAUCUAUAAUGAGAAGAUCCUGAAGGAGGGGACACAGCUCACUGAGACCAUCUUCAUACAGAAUAGCAAGCUUUAUUUCUUUGGCAUUGUUUUUAAUGGUCUGACCCUGGUUCUUCAGAGCAGUAACCAUGAUCAGAUUCAGAACUGUGGGUUUUUUUAUGGCCACAAUACAUUUUCAGUAGCCCUUAUUUUCGUGACUGCCUUCCAGGGCCUUUCAGUGGCUUUUAUCUUGAAAUUCUUAGAUAACAUGUUUCAUGUCUUGAUGGCCCAGGUGACAACUGUCAUCAUCACAACAGUGUCUGUUCUGGUCUUUGACUUCAGGCCCUCCCUGGAUUUUUUCCUAGAAGCCCCAUCAGUCCUCCUCUCCAUAUUUAUUUAUAAUGCUAGCAAGUCUCAAAAUCUGGAGUGCGCACCUAGGCAAGAAAGGAUCCGGGAUCUAAGUGGCUGCCUUUGGGAGCGUUCCAGUGGGGAUGGAGAAGAGCUGGAAAGACUUACCAAACCCAAGAGUGAUGACUCAGAUGACGACACUUUGUAAUGGUGCUUGGUUGGUGGACAACUCCCACAAACUAUGUUUGCACAUUUUCAGCAUUUGUGGCAAUUGUCUUUUCUGAUAAACUGAUGAUGUUUCAAAGCAUAAUAUUCUUUACAUGUAUCUAACCACGAAUAAACAGCUCCAUCCAAGACCUAUAGCUGCCACAGGGUGGCAGAGUUCUGAAACAUAGGACUGCAUAACUGAAUACCUGAUGAGUCAACAGGACAUAUAUGCAGAUUGUUUCCUCAGCCUCCAGGUUCCAGAAAUCAUGUUAAUUUGACCCUACAGAUACACAAAUGGUGACAGCUUGCCAGAUACUAAUCAUGGAACCAUAUCUUCUGCCUGCCAAGGUCAUCUCUCUCUGUCAUUGUUAAAUUGUCUGGGUUGUCCCUCAGAUUUCGAGGCCUUAGCAAUAGUCGUUUUGCUUUCAUUAAAGCAAUAAGACUCUAAAAGUUUUGGCUGAAAGACCUAAGUAUCUGGCUGUGCCAUAGAUUUUAUAUAACAUCCUUUGUGAUAAAUAUUUUUAAAUUAUUCUUCAGAAAUAAAAUUUCAGAUUUUUA
Molecule: messenger RNA, 2172 nt
Organism: Arvicanthis niloticus (Nile rat)
Lineage: Eukaryota; Metazoa; Chordata; Mammalia; Rodentia; Muridae
Gene: Slc35a5
Product: solute carrier family 35 member A5
Biological process (GO): pyrimidine nucleotide-sugar transmembrane transport
Cellular component (GO): Golgi membrane
Molecular function (GO): pyrimidine nucleotide-sugar transmembrane transporter activity
Source: RefSeq, a predicted model, not a curated record